Fusarium pseudograminearum CS3096 is the source of this 1206-nucleotide messenger RNA. RefSeq lists its product as uncharacterized. The coding region runs from base 1 to 1206 and encodes 401 amino acids. The record is from RefSeq and is a predicted model, not a curated record. Gene Ontology annotation, molecular function: actin filament binding; phosphatidylinositol binding. Gene Ontology annotation, cellular component: actin cortical patch. The transcript is spliced from 3 exons. Lineage: Eukaryota; Fungi; Ascomycota; Sordariomycetes; Hypocreales; Nectriaceae. Gene Ontology annotation, biological process: actin cortical patch localization; actin filament bundle assembly.
AUGGGCAUCAACAACCCCCUCCCGUCGUCUAUGGCGUCGGAAUGUAAGAAAUGCGGCAAGAUUCUUGAGUCCUUUAUCAACCCUCGUCAGUCUUUCGGUCCCGACAAGGUCAUUCCUCCUUCAAUUCUCGCCAACGCGAAAGGCCUCGCCGUCAUCACUGUUCUCAAGGCCGGCUUCCUCGGCUCCGGACGUUUCGGUAGUGGUCUCGUCGUCGCCCGGCUUCCCGACGGUGGCUGGAGUGCCCCUAGUGCUAUUGCGACCGCGGGUGCAGGCUUUGGUGGUCAGAUUGGCUUCGAAUUGACUGACUUCGUCUUUAUUCUUAACGAUUCGAGCGCUGUCAGAACAUUCGCUCAGGCGGGCUCCCUCACCCUUGGUGGCAAUGUUUCCCUAGCAGCUGGACCCGUAGGUCGCAAUGCUGAAGCCGCUGGUGCUGCUUCUCUUAAGGGUGUCGCCGGUAUCUUCAGUUACUCCAAGACCAAGGGUCUCUUUGCUGGUGUGUCCCUCGAGGGAUCCGCCAUCAUUGAGCGUCGCGAUGCCAACGAGAAAAUGUAUGGUCAGCGCUUCACUGCACAACAGCUACUCACCGGCUCUGUGCGACCACCUCCCCAGGCCGCCCCUCUCAUGAACAUUCUGAACUCGCGCGCCUUCGGCGGCAUGCGCGGCGGCAAUGACGACGCCAUGUACAACGAUGCCCCCGUAUACGAUGAAUCGCACGACGAUGUUGUGUGGAAUGGCCGCCGAGGAUCUGCGAUGGGUGAGGGCGUGCAGCGCAAUAACACAGGCUUGCAACACGAUAGUUUCGGAAGACCAAGCCGUUCGAACACAUGGCAGGACGAUGUAUACGACAGACAAGGCAGUUAUGGCGGACCUACACGCUCCAAUACAGUUGCCAGUAGUGGUGGUGCAGCCAAUGACUAUGUUUACCGAGAUAGCCCUGCAGGAGGUUUUGGUGCCGAAAAGAAGGCUGGCCCUGGGCGACCGGCAGCUCCCAAGCCUAAUUUCGGCGCUAAGCAAGCAAUGCUAAAGAAGAAUGAGGCAGUUGCUGUGUACAACUUCGACGCGGAUCAGCCAGGUGAUUUGGGCUUCAAGAAGGGCGAUGUUAUUACCGUCCUGAAACGAACUGAGAGCGAGAACGACUGGUGGACUGGACAGAUUGGCACGAGAACAGGCAUCUUUCCCAGCAACUACGUCAAGAUGAAGGAGUAA